Molecule: messenger RNA, 2125 nt
Organism: Anarrhichthys ocellatus (wolf-eel)
Lineage: Eukaryota; Metazoa; Chordata; Actinopteri; Perciformes; Anarhichadidae
Gene: ubl3b
Product: ubiquitin-like 3b
Exons: 6
Coding region: 266-619 (117 amino acids)
Molecular function (GO): protein binding
Source: RefSeq, a predicted model, not a curated record
GACAUCCGGCAUCUUCCCGUCCUUUAGCUACCGAUAUACCACAGUCAACGAUAUCCUAAACCCAAAGAAGCAGAAGUCAACGACAACCAUCUGACACUCGAUAUUUUACUCAUGAAAAGCGCUCCCCGCUGAUUCGUCAACUCAACUGAAUGCAAAAUUUCAUCAAAGUCGUCAGAUGCAGGGCUCUGGCCCCGUCUCCAGCAGCUGAAGCACACCAGCCCUGUCCACUCUGAUCAACGUCCACGGCCUUCCUCCUUGCUGAGCCAUGACCACUCAGAGGGAUCUUGAUAUGGUGCACCUCCGCCUUAUCCUGGUCAGUGGGAAGACGCAGGACUUCACUUUCUCCCCAAAUGACUCGGCCACAGACAUCGCCAAGCAUGUAUUUGAGAACUGGCCUGCUGGAUGGGAGGAGGAGACUGUGAGCAGUCCCAGUAUACUGCGCCUCAUCUUCCAGGGACGCUUCCUUCAUGGCAACGUUACCCUGGGAGCUCUGAAGCUGCCACCGGGCCGAACAACUGUCAUGCACUUGGUUGCCAGAGAGACUCUUCCAGAGCCCAACUCUCACGGUCAAAGGAACAGAGAAAAGACCACAGAGAGCAACUGCUGUCUCCUCUUGUAAAGCAACAGAAGACCCUCAACCACACACACACACACACACACACACACAGACAGACAUAACACACACAUAUAUACAUGCAUACACCGUGUCUCUUCUGCCUGUCAUCCUGUCAGCUGUGGAUUUAGAAUAAAUCAGAAGAAGUCUGGUUGGACCGUCGCCAGCUUUUGGUUGAACGCUUGUCCAAUCUGAGGCUUUUUUUUGUGCCAAUAUAUUCACUUUUUUCGCCCCCAAAAAUGUUACCGUGUCGGCCGAAUUUGCCGUUGUAGUUCCUUUUUAUUUAAAGAUCAUGACAUUAAACUUACCUUACGCUCCCUGUUUGCUGCUGGACAAGUUUCACAGAGCUGUCGUACGUAGUGGAGGAGACCACAGAAGUGGUUGCUCAUCGUGGACACAGUUGCUAUAAAGGAUGUGUUGGCUAUUACCUUUCCCUACUAGUCACAUGGAUGUUUCCCCAAGUCUUACUGAAUGGUGUUAACCCCUCUCUUUGCACUUAACCAGUUUGUUAAUUCAGAAAUGUUUAUUGUGUUUCAUCGCCAUCAUCUUUUCUCCCCCAAUGGCUUUUUUUUUUUUUUUUUUUUAAAUUUUGGUCAGAGGAACAGACCUUAAUUCCCCACGUGGUAGAAAAUGUGCCAUCCUCCUCCUCACGAGACUGUUUCUCACUAACUGAACCGGUCGGUCUGUAUCAGCACCAGUGGCGUUUCCUCCAUUACCAUACACCUGUUUAGUUCCUGGAAAUGGACCAAUGGUGAAAAGACUUUUAUAAUGUGGAGUAAACACCCGAGGGGACGUUCAGGUCCAUGAGAAACGCCUUGUAGAAGAUGGAGUCGGGAGGAUUCGGUGGGUUGCUUGUGUGCCAUCGGGUGUCAUUUUCGCACCUCUGGCUUUGACUUUAUUGACGAGGAUGUCGGCGCUCUCGCGACACGGCGGGCCAGUUAAACGCAGACAAAGGAAGCGGUUGAAGAUGGGAGGGAGGAGUGUCAGUGUGAGGAACCCCCCCACUGGACACUGAGAACAGGGGGAGAGUUUCUGCCACUUGGAUGAAGAGUCGUAAGGAAAAUCUUUUGGUGUUGUUUCACCUCCUUUUCAUUUGGAUGCCGUCUUUACUUCAUGUUUGCCUUUUAUCGUGGAAUUCAGUAAUAUCAUUAAUAUUGAAAUUUAAAUAUAUCAAUUUUUAUCUUGUGUAAAGGUAUUUGUUCAAUUUUAGUGUGGGUGAGUGUGUAUGAGUGUGUGUGAUGCACGUGGCAUACUGUAUGAGGACUGGUUGAGGGCAUGUGGUCUUUAAAAAAAAUAAAAGUGAUGCACUGGGAGUGUUGAUGGGCUGCGGUUUCUUCAGAAACAGUCGGAAACCUUUUGAUUCCUUCCAUUGAGUGUCCUUUGGUUUGUGUUUUAGUCAAUCAAUGUCACUGCUAUGAAGUUUAGCCCAGUAUGAUUAAAUGUAAAAAAACUAAAAUGCAAUGUGGUCUACAUAAAAGCUUGUAUUAUAAAUUAAUAAAUCUUUAAAUAAGG